GCCUGUGAGAGGAAGAUAUGAAUUUAGUGGGCUCCCUGUGGAUCCUUUGGCUUCCCCUGGUGUGCAGGGCUGUGGCAGGUGCUGAGUCGAUGUCAGACCCAUCGCUCAGGCCUGGACAAGGCAUUACAGAAGGACAGAGGCAGGUGGUGAACCAGGCCAAAUACAAAUGUGUUGAGCUGUCCAACAAAGACCGCCCAGAAAACAGAACGGGUAUGUUCUGUGGACGUAUGUGGGAUGGUUUAUUGUGCUGGGGUGAGACAAAAGCUGGGACAUCUGUAACACAAAACUGUCCAGAUUAUCCUGACCUGGACCCAGCUGAAAAAGUGACCAAAUAUUGUGACGAACUGGGUAACUGGGUCGAGACUGGCUCCAUCUGUCAGCCAACUUCAAAGGAGAAAUUAGAGAAGGAAGUCCUCCAUUUUUUAAGAGAUGCUGCAGAAGAGCUUACUACAGAGGCCACAGGGGUUAACAAAGAAAAAGGCAGUGUUGUAGAAAAAAAGAUACUUGAGAAUGAAAAUAAAUGCUUAGAGAAAAUGAAGCAGGAUCCUCCUUAUGAUAAAUCAGGUCUGUACUGCAGUCGUAACUGGGAUGGCUGGUUGUGCUGGGACGAUACCCCAGCGGGAACCUACGCCUCCCAAAACUGCCCUGAUUAUUUUGUUGACUUUGACCCCACAGAAAAAGCAACUAAGUACUGUGGAGUAGGCGGGCAAUGGUUUCACCAUCCAGAGAGCGGUAGGAUUUGGACCAACUAUACACUCUGUGCAACCACCCAUGAGAAAAGACAGAGGGAAAUGAAAUUGGUUGAAAAUGAAUACAAAUGCCAUCUGAAAAUAAUUCGAGAUCCACCUUUGAACAAAUCAGGUCUGUACUGCAGUCGUAACUGGGAUGGCUGGUUGUGCUGGGAUGAUACUCCAGCGGGAACCUACGCCUCCCAAAACUGCCCUGAUUAUUUUUCCAACUUGGAACCCACAGAAACGGCAACUAAGUACUGUGGAGAGGACGGGCAGUGGUUUCGCCAUUCAGAGAGCAACAAGACCUGGACCAACUAUACACUUUGCGCUGUUAACACUAAGGAGAAGUUGAAGGCAGCCCCCCAGCUCUCAGGGGACACUGAGGUACAGCUCAUCGAUGAGGCCACGGUCAGCCCAACGGUUAACCCAGAAGAGCAGGAAAUUGUGAGAAAGAAAAUCCUUGACAGCCAGUACAAAUGCUUUGAAAAAAUGAAUCGAGAUCCACCCUAUAAUAAAUCAGGUCUGUACUGCAGUCGGAACUGGGACGGCUGGCUGUGCUGGGACGAUACUCCGGCGGGAACCUACACCUCUCAAAACUGCCCUAAUUAUUUUGUGGACUUUGACCCUACAGAAAAGGCCACUAAGUACUGUGGGGAGGAUGGUCAGUGGUUUCGCCACCCGGAUACCAACAGGACUUGGUCCAACUACACACUCUGCAACGAAAACACUAAGGCAAAAUUGAAGUCAGCAUACAUCCUGUUUUACAUGGCAAUUGUGGGUCAUGCUUUAUCCAUAGCCUCCCUGCUUAUCUCUCUGGCCAUCUUCUUCUACUUCAGGAGUCUGAGCUGCCAAAGGAUCACCCUCCACAAGAACCUCUUCUGCUCCUAUGUGCUCAAUUCUGCCCUCACCAUCAUCUACCUCAUAGCGGUGGUCAACAAUCCUGAAGUGGUAGGCAGAAACCCGGUCGGCUGUAAGGUGUUGCACUUCUUCCACAUGUACAUGCUGGGCUGCAAUUACUUUUGGAUGCUCUGUGAAGGCAUCUACCUGCACACGCUCAUCGUGGUUGCUGUGUUUGCAGAGGAGCAGCAUCUGCACUGGUACUACCUCCUGGGCUGGGGCUUUCCGCUAGUCCCUGCAUCCAUCCAUGCUGUAGCAAGGAAAAAGUAUUUCGACGACAACUGCUGGAUGAGUGUGGAAACCCAUCUGCUCUAUGCAGUUCAUGGUCCUAUAGUGGCAGCGCUUCUUGUGAACCUCUUCUUCUUACUAAAUAUUAUAAGAGUGUUGGUGACCAAGUUGAGAGACACGCACCGGGCAGAGUCCAACAUGUACAUGAAGGCGGUUAGAGCCACCCUCAUCCUUGUGCCCCUGCUGGGAAUACAGUUUGUCAUUUUUCCCUGGAGGCCAGAGAAUCGGCUGGCCGGGGAGGUCUACGAGUACAUCAUGCACAUACUCAUGCACUACCAGGGGUUAUUAGUGGCAACAAUAUUCUGCUUCUUCAAUGGAGAGGUACAGGCAGCUCUGAAGAGACAGUGGAUGCAGUAUAAGACCCAGUGGGGUCAGAGACGAAAGGACCACUGCUCAAUGCGCUCCACAUCCUACACAGCCACCUCCAUCACCGAAGUUCCAGCCUUCAUGUACCACCACGACUGUAACAGCGAACAGCUGAACGGGCGCCACACGAAGGACUCUGAACUGGUUGCACUAAAAUCAGGAGAGAUUUACGCGUGAGUCACACUGAGGAUGAAGAGCAUAGCGGCGGGAACAGCUGAGCAAGAGUAACGGCGCAACGGAGAUGUACAGUAAGAAUGGAGAAUGAAUCCGGUUUUCCCGCCAUAUCUCAGUGACUAAAUCUCAGAGGCAAAUGCUGGUUUGGACGAUAAUACGGGUCUGGAAAUAAAGUGCUCACUGGGACAGAGAUGGAUUAGCUACGAGACUGACACUUCAUUUUACUUUACAGUGUUGUUGCGGCUGCUUUUUGAGAACUUUGAUGUCGAGAACUUGUCGCGUGAGACAAGAGCUGCUUUUGACACUUGUCACUUCCUAAAGCUGCUAAACUGUGUGAGCGUGCUCACAGUGACGGAGGCUUGUGCCGGUAUGGAGACGGAAAUGACUGAGACUGAGAUGAUGGCAGCGCGGGUGGCGAUGUUUUCUGUUUGAAGCGAUGGUGCUGAAUGUGAGUGACAAUGAUACCAGUUACGAUUGACGUGAUGAAGAGGUGAACGACAGUUAUGAUGACGACGAUGAUGAUCAUGAUGAUGAUUAUGACGAUGACGAUGAUGAUCAAGGUGAAGUAGAAUCCUCCCUUACCUCACCUAUACCAAAGGGUACUGCAUGUUGCUCACAGCUAUGAAGGGGUGUACUGUGUCCAGCUGAGUGCAGAUGUGGUACCCUGAAGCAAAAGACACACACACACA
Messenger RNA from Xiphias gladius (swordfish), 3145 nucleotides. RefSeq names its product calcitonin receptor (gene calcr). The transcript is spliced from 21 exons. Gene Ontology annotation, molecular function: amylin receptor activity; calcitonin receptor activity. NCBI's taxonomy places the organism in Eukaryota, Metazoa, Chordata, Actinopteri, Istiophoriformes, Xiphiidae. Gene Ontology annotation, cellular component: axon; plasma membrane. The record is from RefSeq and is a predicted model, not a curated record. Gene Ontology annotation, biological process: positive regulation of cytosolic calcium ion concentration; cell surface receptor signaling pathway; adenylate cyclase-activating G protein-coupled receptor signaling pathway. The coding region runs from base 18 to 2459 and encodes 813 amino acids.